Cryptococcus amylolentus CBS 6039 is the source of this 333-nucleotide messenger RNA. Its product is annotated as cytochrome c oxidase assembly protein COX19. The transcript has 3 exons. The record is from RefSeq and is a predicted model, not a curated record. Gene Ontology annotation, biological process: mitochondrial respiratory chain complex IV assembly. Gene Ontology annotation, cellular component: mitochondrial intermembrane space. Bases 1 to 333 code for a protein of 110 amino acids. NCBI's taxonomy places the organism in Eukaryota, Fungi, Basidiomycota, Tremellomycetes, Tremellales, Cryptococcaceae.
AUGUCAUUUGGACGACCAGGAUUCACCGACGCUUUCAAGCCGAGCCCCCCUGCUCGAGGCUCCUUCCCUCUCGACCAUGACGGCGAAUGCAAGAGUGCCAUGAUUGCAUACAUGAAGUGCAUGAAGGAGAACGCCAAUGACAAUGGCAAGUGCCGCCUCCAAUCGAAAAAGUAUCUGGAAUGUCGAAUGGACAACGGCUUAAUGCAGAGAGAUAGCAUGGAGAACCUCGGAUUGGGUGAUGUGAGAGAUCCCGAGUCUCCUCCGCCCAAUCCAACGCACGUCCCACAAUCUCCUGUCCAGCCACCGCCCGCAUCACAAUCGCGGCAAGUUUGA